This is a messenger RNA of Salvia splendens (bonfire salvia), 1315 nucleotides long. RefSeq names its product TPR repeat-containing thioredoxin TDX. Bases 910 to 1281 code for a protein of 123 amino acids. The transcript has 8 exons. The record is from RefSeq and is a predicted model, not a curated record. Lineage: Eukaryota; Viridiplantae; Streptophyta; Magnoliopsida; Lamiales; Lamiaceae.
CUCACAUCUCGUCCUACAUUGAAAACGCGAUCUUAAAAAAUAGAUCAACUUAAAUGCCGAGUUAAUUGCUCCAUCUAUUACUACUAAUUGGGUUUGGAUGUGUAUUUGGUCAGAUUCCCCAUCAAUUUUUGCUCCAAAUCUGAUGCGCUCUAUUCUAAAUGAACAUAUGUGUUCAUCAUCUUAUAACUUUGGAAGGAAUAAGUUGCCCAAACGACACCGUAUUGCAGAGGCACUACUUUUUAAAAGUUAGUUGGAGAGUUGAAGACGCGGGCAACAUUUGCAAUUGAAAACUACAUCCUCUUUCUCUUCCUUCGUGUGUGUGUGUAUGUGUGUAUGUUAAACCUACAAUUAUUGAAGACAAAGCGCAAUCAUUGGGGAUGGAAAUUAUCGAUUCUGAUGUUCAUUUAGAUGAUUCAGAUGUUGUGGAGCCGGACUAUGACCCUCCGCUUCAGAUGGGUGAUCCUUCGGUUGAAGUGAGUGAAGCAGAUCGGGAAGGUGCCCUAGUGCAAAAAGCAAUGGUAAUGGAAGCAGCAUUUCUUGAAGGAAAUCUCGAUAAAACUAUAAGUCUUCUGACAGAAGCGGCGGUAUUGAAUCCAAAAUCAGCAAUGUUGUAUGCUUGCAGAGCUAGUAUGUUUGUUAAGUUGAAGAAACCAAACGCUGCAAUCCGUGAUGCUGAUGCAGUGAUGCUGCGUUGAAGAUCAACGAUGAAUUAGGUAAAGGAUAUAAAGCUCGUGGUAUGGCAAAAGGGAUGUUGGGCUUGUGGGAAGAUGCUGCAAGAGAUUUGCAUAUGGCAUCAAAGUUUGAUUUCGAUGGAGAGGCUACUGUGAUGCUUAAGCAAGAAGAUUGCAGAGCACCGCCAAAAAUACGAAAUGCUUCACAAAGCAAGGGAGCAGAGAAAGGCUGAGAAAGAUGAAGGAAGCUGAAAAUGAAUCUGCUUCACUGCUGAAGGAUGGGCAAGUGAUUCGUGUCGCCUCUGCUAAGGACCUGAAGAUGAAGCUGGAUGCUGCUGCAAAAAUGUUUCGCCUUGCAAUAGUGUACUUCACUGCAACAUGGUGCGGCCCCUGCGUUCACAUUGGCCCGAUAUUCACAAACCUAGCCUCAAAAUACCCCAAGGUGGUGUUCCUGAAACUCGACAUUGAUGAGGCGCGCGAUGCAGCAGCAGAGUGGCGAAUUCAAAGCAUCCCGAGUUUCUAUCUGUGGAAAGAUGGAAGAGUGGUAGAUGAAGAGCUCCAGAUGAGGAUGAGCUUAAUUGAAAAGAUGAUUCUUGAGCACACUGCAUAGAUUCUUGAGCAAGGCUGUCAUUACAACAACAUUC